CCGGCUGCAGGACGCGGCGGGCUCGCCACGGGCCGCGCAGAAGUUCCAGGAGGAGCCCGGGCGGCUCGGCGAGGGUGCCGACGAGCUCGCGAGGCCGAAGAAGAAGGCGAAGACCGAGCGCGUCGUGAUGGCCCUCGAGGACCGCCUGAGCGCCGCCGCCCGCCGGCAGGAGGCGAUGGCGCUCGAGGUGGCGGACUGGAAGGCCCGCGCCCUCCAGGCGCACGCCGCCGUCGAGGAGCUCGAGGGGCGCGUGCGCAAGUUCGCGGAGGUCGCCUCGAAGAUCAAGGUCGGGAGCGCCCGCAAGCUUGAGCGGCGCGACGCCAUCGUCGCAGGCCUCGAGGCCCAGCUGGCCCAGAGGCAGGCGCAGCUCUCCGCGGCCGCGGCCCUGCGCGCGCGGGACCUCGCCACCGUGCAGUGCCUCCAGCACAGGCUGCUCGGGGUGCACAGCACCCUCGUGACCGACAUCGGCGGCGCGCCGCUCGGCGCCCGCGCCCCCGAGGAGGAGGAGGAGGAGGCCGGCGACGAGGAACGGCGGGAGGCCCUCCCGCCGCCGUCCAGGCCGGCGCUGCGCAGGCGCGGGCAGGGCGCCGGGCGAGAGAACGGCGCGGGCGGCGGCCGCAGCGUGAGCUUCCACGCCGAGG
Messenger RNA from Prorocentrum cordatum, 641 nucleotides. Lineage: Eukaryota; Dinophyceae; Prorocentrales; Prorocentraceae. The record is from the annotation of a GenBank genome assembly.